UAAUCUUGACGAUCUAAAAGAACCUAAUAAAGUAGAACAUGAUGUAUCGUUAACUCGAAAAGAUUUUUACCUCGGUGAUAACAACAAAGUCGAUUCGGAAUUAGUUGAUUUAUUGCUCGAACAGAAUAUUGAUGGAAAAAUUAACGAGGAAGCAUUAUCGAAACUUCAUUGGAUACGAUUAAACAAUUCAAAAAAAUUCUAUCCAGGAGAAUCUUCUUUAUUAUUGAAUUUUGUUGGCGGUAAUACAAAUCUUGAGAUUGAUACUGAAAAAUUGGAAGUGUUUUUGAAGAAUGAAAGGUUUCCCGAAGGAUGGAAAAAGCCCGACAAGGCG
Molecule: messenger RNA, 331 nt
Organism: Racocetra fulgida
Lineage: Eukaryota; Fungi; Glomeromycota; Glomeromycetes; Diversisporales; Gigasporaceae
Source: the annotation of a GenBank genome assembly